Messenger RNA from Amphiprion ocellaris (clown anemonefish), 7865 nucleotides. RefSeq names its product myosin IXb (gene myo9b). Gene Ontology annotation, molecular function: ATP binding; GTPase activator activity; microfilament motor activity. The transcript has 41 exons. NCBI's taxonomy places the organism in Eukaryota, Metazoa, Chordata, Actinopteri, Pomacentridae. Bases 529 to 6210 code for a protein of 1893 amino acids. The record is from RefSeq and is a predicted model, not a curated record. Gene Ontology annotation, biological process: intracellular signal transduction. Gene Ontology annotation, cellular component: myosin complex.
UGAGCGCCGUUAAAGUGUCACCUUCUCUCGUCCUGUCUUGUUUUUUCCUCUUUCCUCUCCUCUGUUUUAUCUCCUGCUGGCUAUAAGGUUACAUUUGUAAGGUCGGGGAAGAGAAACAGUCCAUUUAUUUCCCACCUCGUCGGGGUGUGUUGGUGUCGGUGUGUGUGGAGAAAUGUAGGAAGUAACUGACUUUCCGACCGGGACGACGAGGACAUGUUCCUCUUCAAUUUCUCUAAGAAGCUGUGAUUUAUACGAAUUAAAAAGACGCCGAAGUAUUGGGAAAUCACUUUCUCGUUAUUUAAAACGCGACAGGAGCACUUUCUUGGCUCACCUUUUUUGGAAGAAGCUCAGGUGUAGAAACUUUUUCUUUCCAAGUUGUGUGAUUGGAGUUCGUUAAGGCUUCCCGGAGCUGCGGAAAUCUUCCAUUUCUGUCAGCGAUAUUUCAGCUUUUAAAGAUGAAAUGAGGGGUUUUCCUCGACAGUGGAUGCCUGCAGAGAGUUAUGCUGAAGUUUGCCUUUGAGCAUCAGGAUGAGCACCACAGAUGGAACAGGGGUCUCUGAACAGGAUGGAGAGGUCCAUGUUGUGCAGAUCUACCCCAGGCUGUCCCAGGACACCACUGCCUACUGUCCUGUGCAGGUCAGCGCUGGGGACACGGCGAGUGCGAUCAUCCACAAUGCCGUGGUCACUCUGGGCCUGGACUCCAGCCUGACGUACUGCUUGCUGGAGGCGAGGGAGAGCGGUGGAGAGGAGAGGCUGCUGGAGGCUGGGGACUGCCCCUUAGACAGAGUCCUGCUGUGGCCCCCAGAAACACAGAAGUGGCACCCUCCGAGCCAUGGGUACUACUUCAUUCUGCAGGAGCAGCAAGCCAACAGUGCAGGAAAACGAGUAGAAACCAUCAAAGAGGACUAUGAUGACCUCUGCAACCUCCCCACUGUGACCGAGGAGAGUGUUCUGGAGGCUUUACGCCAACGCUUCUACAAGCACAAGAUCUACACCUAUACCAGCAACAUCCUCAUAGCAAUCAAUCCCAAUAAAUUCCUACCCGUUUACUACAAUCCAAAGUAUAUCAAGAUGUACGAGAACCAGCCACUGGGCAAACUAAGCCCUCAUAUAUUUGCCAUAGCCGACGUGGCCUUCCGUGCUAUGCUGAACAGGCAGGUUAACCAGUGCAUUGUGAUUUCUGGAGAGAGUGGCUCAGGGAAGACUGAAAGCAGCAGUUUUCUCAUUCACUGCCUGACUGGACUCAGCCAGAAGACAUACUCCAGCGGGCUGGAACGGACCAUCCUAGGGGCCGGCCCAGUGAUAGAGGCCUUUGGCAACUCCAAGACUGCAGAGAAUAACAACUCCAGUCGCUUUGGGAAGUUUAUCCAGCUCAACUACCUGGAAAGUGGUGUCAUCAGAGGGGCAGUUAUUGAGAAGUACCUACUUGAAAAGAGCCGCCUGGUGUCUAGAGAUAAGAGUGAGAGGAACUACCAUGUGUUCUACUACCUGCUGAUGGGUGCGUCCAAAGAUGAAAAGGAGGAGUUUCAUCUAUUUAAGCCGCAGGAUUAUCUCUACCUCAACCAGGGAGACGUUCAUUUAGAUGAUGACGAGGACCUUGGGCAGCAGUACAAGAGGCUCCAUCAAGCAAUGGAGAUGGUUGGCUUUCUGUCAUCCACUAAGAAACACAUAUUUUCCAUCCUCUCUGCCGUCCUGCUCUUGGGCAAUGUGACCUUCACACUGUCAGAGGACACUCAGGUCCUGGAGGCUGGACCUGCUGAAGUCUUGUCUACACUUUCAGACCUGUUAAAGGUAAAAAAUGAACUACUGGUGACGGCUUUGACCAAGAGGAGAGUAGUGACUGCCAACUGCACUGUAGUUUCACAGUACACACUACAAGAGGCUUCCACCAUGCGGGACUCCAUGGCCAAAUCUUUAUACGGUGCUCUGUUUGACUGGAUUAUCCUUCACAUCAACCACGCGCUGCUCAACAGACGAGACAUGGAGGAGUCCAUCUCUUGUUUGUCCAUUGGUGUCUUGGACAUGUUUGGGUUUGAGAACCUCCAGACAAACAGUUUUGAGCAGCUAUGCAUCAACUACAGCCAUGAAACACUGCAGUAUUACAUCAACCAGAACAUCUUCAAGCUUGAGCAAAAUGAUUAUGUGUCCGAGGGCAUCAGCUGGCAAAACAUCGACUUCACUGACAACCGUGGUUGCAUUCAACUGAUCAGCAGCGAGUCAGUUGGACUUUUUGACUUGCUGGAUCAGGAAUGCAGCCUUCCUCAGGCCACAGAUGAAACCUUCAUGGACAAGUUAAAGCAGCAAAUUCAGGACAAUCCACUCUUUGUACCCUCUCAAAAUACAGAGCCAACUUUUGUCAUUCAACAUUUUGCUGGGAGAGUUAAAUAUCACAUCAAGGAUUUCAGAAAGAAAAACACAGAACACAUGCGUCCUGAAGUCGUAUCACUGCUAAGGAGCAGUGGGCGCUCAUUCCUACAUCACUUGGUUGCAUCCAGCCCAGAAGCCCUGUUCAGAUGGGGCGUCCUCAGAGCAACCAUACGCAUCCUCACAGUAUUCAAGAGCAUGGCACGCCAGCGGGCAGAAUUGAUAGCUGAAAGACGAAGCUCCGGCAAGUCUCUCAAAGACAUGAAACAGUGCAGCAGUCCUAUGGGCAAGCUGUCCAGCAAAAGCGAGCCUCUGGAUUUCUCCUUUGAUCGCUCUGAUGAACAUCCUAUUGAUAUAUUUGAGGAUAUCUUUGUCUCUUACGAAAAGAGAAAGAAAAGUAGAGGCGGUCGACAGAAGCAGCUAAUUCCAAAGAACCUCAUGAAUUUGCGUUCACUCCAACACAUUGUUGGUGUCACGGCACAUGACCGAACCAGCAAAUCCAUCUUCCACCCUCACCGGACAUCAAAGCUCCAAACAGUUAAUGCUCAGUUUCAGGCGUCACUCAAAAAGCUGAUGAAGACAAUUGAAAAAGCUGAACCUUUCUUCAUUUUCUGUGUUCGAUCCAAUGCUGAAAAGAAAGAGCUGCAGUUUGACAAUGAACUAGUGCUCAACCAAAUCAAGUAUACAGGCAUACUGCAGAUGAUUCACAUUCAGAAGUCUGGCUACAGUGCUAAAUACACAUUCAAGGAAUUUGUCAAGAAGUUUAGGAUGUUGCUUCCAAAAGGAGCCACUGCAACUCCAGAGCACAUAACUGAACUGUUCGAGAGGAUGGAGUUGGACAAGAGCACCUACCAAAUAGGAAAAACCAAGGUUUUCCUCAAGGAAAAGGAACGGCAGCUGCUUCAAGACACUCUUAACAAAGAAGUAAUGCGUCACAUCAUUAUCCUGCAGCGCUGGUUCCGCGCCUGUCUGAUACGGUUGCACUUUCUGGAAAAAAGAGACGCCUCUGUGAUCAUACAGAGGUGCUGGCGUGAGUUUUAUGUUCAACAAAACCGAGCUGCGACAGUGAUCCAGACAGCGUGGAGGAGUUCUCUGAAGAAGUCAAAGAACCCACAUGAGGAGGAUGAAGACAAGUCCAAAGCCCGGCCUGGACGAGACAGUUUGGCAAAAAAGGAGUUGAAGAGGCAGCACAAAGUGGAACUCAGCCCCAGCAGGACCCAGCAGCCUGACCCAGGCAGGAGCAGGAGCAAGGAUAAAAGAGAAGGCAGAGGAUCUCCUCCCCCGCUCAACAGACCCCUCUCCCUCCCUCUGGACCCUAAAGUUAGCACUGACGAUUUCUCCAGCAGCCCUAAGAGCAGCUCGCUUCAGCGCUACCAAGAUGUAGGGGGCAUCAAGGAUAAGGCCAUAAGGUGGAGAGAACGACAGAGUGAAGGUGAACCGACAGACGAAUCAAGUCCUGAAAUACAGCGGCGAAGGGAUAAGAAGAAAGAUGACUUUUACCGGAAAGCAAAGUCCAUGUCUGCUGAUGAACUGUCCAAGGUCAGCUCAUCAGGCUCUGACAGCUCACCUUCUACCACUGAGGUCAGAGUGCGUCCCCGCAAGCAGAACCAACGCAGGCGGCGGUUAGCCUACGCCCGCAGCGGUUUGGUGAUUAACUUUGCAGCUUCCAAGGAGAGCGAGUACUGGAGCUUUCCACUGCCUCCCAUCAGCCCACUUGUGCCCACCCUGAAGAGUUCAGCUAGUAGCAUCGAUGUCCGGGCCCUCAAAUCCCAGGUCAAGUUACCAGCAGAGCCUGAUGGCUCAAGGUUCAGCCUUCCACCCAGAACCAGUAAUGAGAGCUCAGGACAACAGAGGUCUAGCCAAUCACAACUCACAACCCCUGAGAGGAUUUGGUUUCUCGGUAAAUUCCUGAAGAAACGAACACCCAAGCUUCCUCCAAGCAGUGACUCUCCUACAAGUAAAACAGUCACCUUGCCCAGUUACACUCCACCUCCUUACCACACAGCAAAUCAAAACAGUGGGAGGGCCAGUCGUAACCCCACCAUUCGAAUCAGCCGAGCCACACGGGCGUUACAGUGGGACGCAUCCCUGGACCGAGAGAUCACCAACCCCAAGGAGCUACGAAACCUAGACGAGUUCCUCGGGAAUCAGGUGAAUGAGCUGCGAACAAGAAUAAAAGAGCUGUCGGCAACAGAGAGCAUUUUCCUCACUGCCACCAUGGAGUUCAGAGAGACCAUCAAAGGCAUGUACUCUGUCCAGAAGCCCCAAAUUGGUUACAAAGAUUUGAUGAAAGGCUUCCAUAACAAAGUGAAUUCACUAGCGGGAUCCAAGGAAAAGGGAGAAGUCUCACUGGUGGUCAACCUGUUCCAGUCUGUGCUGGAUGGCUUCAUCAGGGGGGAAAUAAAACGGGUGGAGUCUGAACCAGCCAAGGCUACUAAAACGACAAAGAAGAGGAGAAAAAAAAAACAAUGUCCUGACAGUCCUCUGGACCACCUGUUCAGCACAUACCAGGUGAACAUUAUGCAGUCAUGUGACUUGUGUGGCUCCUACAUCUGGGGAAUGGAGAAAGCCUACAUGUGCAGUGCUUGCAAGUUAAUAUGUCACAAGAAAUGCCUGAAACAAAUCAUAACAGAUUGCUCAACACGGUGUGCCAUGAAGGAUGACAAUGUACCUGGCUCCCUUCACUUUGGGGUGCAGGUGUGCGUCCUCACCAGUAAAGCCAACCCUGUGCCCAAAGUGGUGGAGUUGUUGCUGAUGCAUGUGGAGCUAAACGGCCUCUAUACUGAGGGCAUUUACCGCAAAUCGGGCUCAGCCUGUCGAGCAAGGGAACUCCACCAGAUUCUGGAGACCAAUCCAGAGGGAGCAUGCUUGGAUAACUAUCCCAUCCACACGAUCUCAGGCCUUGUUAAACGCUGGCUCAGAGACCUGCCAGAUCCCCUCAUGACGUUUUCCUUGUACAGCGACUUUCUGCAUGCCGUGGAGCUGCCAGAAAAACCUGAGAAAAUAAGAGCUGUAUACAAAUUGAUUGAAGAGCUUCCUCCUGCUAAUUACAACACAUUGGAGCGGCUUAUCUUUCACCUCGUCAGGGUUGCAAAAGAAGAAGACCACAAUAAAAUGUCGCCGAGCUCUCUUGCUAUCGUGUUUGCCCCCUGCAUCCUGCGUUCACCUGAUGCUAGUGACCCCUUCCUUGGUAUGAAGGAUGUGUCCAAGACCACGCUCUGUGUGGAAAUCCUGAUCUCUGAGCAGUUCAGGCGCUACAAAGAGAAGAUGCAGAAUAUUCAAGAACUGGAAUACGCAGAGGCGCUAGCUGUCAAUCAGCUCAAACUGAGGAGACAAAACACGGUUGUUGAAAAGCCUUCACAGCUGGAUGUUCCACAGCAAACACAUUUUGAUGAAACAGAUAAACUCAUCGAAAGGAUCAAGUCCAUCAAACAAGAGAAAGUGGACUUGGCCUGCACCUUACCUAACCUGGAGCAGGAGAACUCUGACAAUGACAACCUAGACUCAUCAUCAUCAAUGAGCACAGAGAGCCUAGAAGACCGUCUGGGGAGCUUGGAAUCGGAAGCAGGGAAAGAGAAAGUGCAGUUGAAAACCCAGAGACCCAACUGCCCACAGAAACCUCCUGACCUAGCGCAGCGAGUCAGAAAACUAAUGGCUCUAUCAGACAAUGAACAGACAGAGCUCACGUCAGGACAAAACACAGAUGUUAUGCAAUCCAUGUGUUUCCUGCCCAACCAAGACACCCCAGUCCCGGCCAGCAAGCCCCAAGACACCAACAAGACUUUAAAUGGUAGCUUUGAUGACCUGGACAUCCCUUAUAUUGAUGAGGAUGAAGAUCCAAGCUGAGCAUAAAACCGCAAGCUGUAAUAAUUUGAAUCUUCCCAAGUAUGUGCUAACAGAAGAAAAAAUAAUAUGCACUUUGUUUUACAGACUUUUCCAUUUGUCAGUGCUGCUAUGGAAACAAAGUGCCUUGAGAAUUUUGAUGUAUUUAAUGGGAGUUUAUGCUGACCAUUCCUUCGGGUUUUUAUAGCAGAUCUGAAGAACUACUUGUCAUCUUUAUAUUGAUAUACUACUUGUGAAUUUAAACAUGUUUUACUAUCUGUACAGUAAGCAUUUUAUAAAUUGCAGAAAUUCUCUUCUGUGUAACUCUGAAGAGGGAAAACAGGACAACAUGAUGAGAAACAAUUGAGUACAUGAGAGUCUCCUUUACUAAAGGAUAGUACUCUGGACAAUACACCGCCAUUGUGGUACUAAUGGGAGUCUAUUCUGUUUGUGGGGGGAAAACUAUCUUUUAACUGUACCAGAAAAGUACUAACCUUGUACUGAGAGUGAUUCUCCAUUGUACAGAGUGUUUUCAUUUUAGUCUGUGCCUGAAUCCCUUCAGUUGUCUUUUCUCUUUUCAAUUUCUUAUGGUAUACAUAAAGCUGUAACUGAUCAUUGAUUUAGUAUACCCAUAAAGGAAGUGUUGCCUUUUAGAUUGACUGACUAUUUUUGUUAUUGCAGGCUGUUCAGUUUCACCCAGGAAGCUUCUUUGUAUAUAUUCUUGUCAUCAUUUUAUGUGCAUGCCUGUAUAUUUUCUAAGGGGUAGGACUGAUGGAUAUUAUAGUUGGCAUCUCCAAAUCUGACUUAUGUCACCAACUGAAAUAAAAGAACAACUGACAAGUGUCUCCUCCUGUGAUGCUAAGAACAGUGACACAAAACAUCUUCCCUUAAACCAUAGCCAAUGUAGCUACUGUUUAACAGCAACAAGUCUCUUGAUGCAUGGCACGUUCAUGUCAGAAAUUAGAAGUACUUCAGUAUCACUCUGACAAACACAAACUGCAUUUGAGGAAAUCUGUAAAGUGAAGGACUAAAAAGAGAAAACAUACAAAAAGCCAGCUUUUGUGUUAGAAAUGUAAAAUGUAUGUCCAAUAGUAUAUAAUAUUGUUAAAAUACUGAUGCCUUUUCAAUUUAAUUUAAUUGAUGGGUUUUCCCCAGUGUUUAAAUUUUGAGUGUUGGACUAUACAGUAUAUCACUAAAUUGUAAUAUAUGAUCCAAGUUAAUUUUAAUACAUAAACAACCCCAGACUCAAAAUUAUUCAGCAAAACAAACCUUUGAGACUACUAUGUGGUCAGAAAAACAUGCAUUUUACACUCACCCUGCGGCCAAUUUCCUACACAAGCUUAGUUUUUAAGGUUUUUUUUCAUCAUUUCCCAACCCAUGCUUUUCCCAGAACUCUAAAACAUUUUAUCCAUUCUAAAUGAAGUGGUAAAUUGAAAUAUCUCUAGAUUUCACUUUUCUUCUUCCCAAUAUUAGAACAUGGCAAAACAAUGAAGAAAAUAUGUUUCUUUUCACCAUUAUUUUAGCAAACUUCAAUGUUUUGUUUUGUUUUAGAGUUUAUUUUCAAAUCUGAUUAAGGGAAUUGGGGUGCACAGUAAAAAUCUAUAAUUUUCUGGAUUUUUUCUUUCUAUUUUCCUGAAUUUUUGAUAGACACAAAAUUUUAAUAAAAUCACAAAACCUGA